AUGGAUGGGAUUGCACAGAAGCGUUUACAACACGCAAAUUCCCAUGGCUGCGUGUUGAGGCGCUUAGCCGGCUGCAGAAGGGCCUGCAGCAGGUUUCUGAUGCGUCCCAUGCUUCAGUUGCGUGCUGUGGGAAAUGGCCAGGUGCGAAAUGAGCGGGGCGCACUGCAUGCAGGUUCUGGGGGAGCCGGUGGGGCACACACGGACGCAGUGUCGCCACUGCAGCGGGGGGUCAUGGGCACAGUGACUCAUCGAUUUGGGUGUCGCACCAUCGGUUUUUGGCUUUUCCAUGUAUCAUGGUUUUCAUGUAUUUCAUGGGUCGUUGGCACGCAUCGGACUGGUGCAAUGGUUUGCGUGCUUGCCUAUGCUUUUCAUCUCUUACUUAUCUCUUGCGGGGUUUUUGUGGAGGGGGGGACAGAGGUGUAA
Ostreobium quekettii is the source of this 423-nucleotide messenger RNA. NCBI's taxonomy places the organism in Eukaryota, Viridiplantae, Chlorophyta, Ulvophyceae, Bryopsidales, Ostreobiaceae. The record is from the annotation of a GenBank genome assembly.